AUGACAAUAAAUUUACUGGCUUUAUCCCAUCAACAUUCACACAGUCUUCAAUCAAUCAAUCUAAAUGGGAACAAGUUGAAAGGGACAGUACCCCCGACUCUAGUCAACUGUCAGCCUCUGCAGGGCAUUGACAUUGGCAAUAAUGAAAUACGAGGUGCGUUUCCCUUUUGGAUGGAAACACUCCCUGAACUUCGCAUCCUUGUCCUAAAGUCAAAUAAGUUCAAUGGUACUAUAAGCAUUGAGCAGUCGUUUCCAAAGUUGCAAGUUUUGGAUGUAUCGCAUAAUGCACUUGUUGGCUCUCUACCUGAUAGAUAUUUCAAGAACUUUCGAGGUAUGAUAGAUGCCAAGGAAAAUCAGACCUAUGACGAGGGCAAUAUGUUUCCAGAAUUUAUAGACUUGAAGGUCACAUUGAAAGGAUUGGAUCAGUUAUUGCAGCAACUAUUGGAUACCUUUACGACUAUCGACUUAUCCUCCAACAAAUUCUCUGGGAGCAUUCCACCUUCUCUAGGGAAUCUUAACUCUCUUAGAUACUUGAAUUUGUCUCACAAUAUCCUCACGGGACAUAUAACACCAUUGCUUGGAGGUAUGAGUUUGCUCGAGUCGAUGGACUUGUCUUCAAACAAACUGAAUGGAGAAAUUCCAGAAUUGUGUGGAGUUCCAUUGACAAAAAAAUGUGAUAGGGAGAUUGAGUGGGAAAAUGAGGAAGUGGAAUCAGAUAGGGAGAUUGAGUGGGAUUAUGUAUUUGCUGCUGCUGCUGGAUAUGUUGUGGGCUUAGGAAGCUUUUCGUGGCUGCUUUUAUUUUGCCGAAGUUUCAGGUAUAAAUACUUCGAGAAAGUUGAGGAUGUUUUCGAGAAGAUCUUUGAGUGUUGCCAGCGUCGGAAGAAAAGAGAUAGACGAAGAAGAGUUGCAAGGAAUCAGGUGAGAAGACAGUGUUAG
Molecule: messenger RNA, 936 nt
Organism: Salvia splendens (bonfire salvia)
Lineage: Eukaryota; Viridiplantae; Streptophyta; Magnoliopsida; Lamiales; Lamiaceae
Product: receptor-like protein 19
Exons: 2
Coding region: 1-936 (311 amino acids)
Molecular function (GO): protein binding
Source: RefSeq, a predicted model, not a curated record